Gymnodraco acuticeps is the source of this 4901-nucleotide messenger RNA. Its product is annotated as NLR family CARD domain-containing protein 3-like. NCBI's taxonomy places the organism in Eukaryota, Metazoa, Chordata, Actinopteri, Perciformes, Bathydraconidae. The record is from RefSeq and is a predicted model, not a curated record. Gene Ontology annotation, molecular function: protein binding.
UCUCGCCGUCGUAAUACAGCCAACUGCAACAGCAGGGGAAACUGACGCAAACCAAGUUAACAGUCACAUCUUAUCUGGAUAAGUGCUGCAAAGUUAUAAGGGAUACAUGUGUGUGUAGUCUUUAAUAUUAAAAAUGAUCGCUGGUAGAUAGCCACAGAAGUCGGAUCACAGUUUACCUGAGAGGAUCAGCUCCACAGCUGAAGACUUCUCCACGCUGCUGUCAAACUCAGGUGGUUGUGUGUGUGAAGGUGUGAGCUCUGCUAUGAAUCCCUGUGAGGACACUGAACCCGCUCUGAGUGGGGACCCUGAACGCCUCACCAAAGCUCAGAGCCCAGAGCAGCAGCCUGGACCUGGACCCAGCUGUGUGUCCAUGAAGAGUGACCGGUCGAGGCGUGAACCAAUCUAUUUUAAAGGCCGCCCUUCAGAGACAGAGAGGAGGCUGGAGGAACCUGAGCCCAGCUGUGUGUCCAUGAAGAGUGACUGGUCUAUGGGGGAACCUAUUCGCUUCAAAGAUGGACGACACUCUGCUGGUCAAAGGAGGAGGCUGGAGGAACCUGAGCCCAGCUGUGUGUCCAUGAAGAGUGACUGGUCUAUGUGGAAACCUAUUCACUUCAAAGAUGGACGACACUCUGUUGGUCAAAGAGAGGACCAGCAGAGCUCAGAGGUUCCCAGAGGUCAGUCUGCCCAGCAGCAUCAGACACAGCUGGACUCCACAUUUAUGCUGCUGGAGGACAACAUCAUCACUUUUGUGAAGAACGAGCUGAAGAAAAUCCAGAAGGCUCUGAGUUCAGAUUACCCAGAAUGCUUAGAGAGUCAGAGUGAGGAUGAGGAGGUGUUGGACGGUGAGGAUGAAGAGCAGAGGAGGAGCAGCAGAGAGGCAUUUCUGAACAUCUCACUGCACUUCCUGAGGAGCAUGAAGCAGGAGGAGCUGGCUGACCGUCUGCAGAGCAGAAGUCGUUCUGGAGUGUGUCAGCGUAAACUUAAGUCUAACCUGCAGAAGAGGUUCCAGUGUGUGUUUGAGGGCAUUGCUAAAGCAGGAAACCCAACCCUUCUGAACCAGAUCUACACAGAGCUCUACAUCACAGAGGGGGGGUCUGCAGAGGUCAAUGCUGAACAUGAGGUCAGACAGAUUGAAACAGCAUCCAGGAAACCAGACAGACCAGAAACAACCAUCAGACAAGAAGACCUCUUUAAAGCCUCACCUGGAAGAGAUGCACCAAUCAGAGCAGUGCUGACAAAGGGAGUGGCUGGCAUUGGGAAAACAGUCUUAACACAGAAGUUCACUCUGGACUGGGCUGAAGGCAAAGCCAACCAGGACAUCCAGUUCAUAUUUCCAUUCACCUUCAGAGAGCUGAAUGUGGUGAGAGAGAACAAGUACAGCUUGGUGGAACUUGUUCAUCACUUCUUCCCUGAAACCAGAGACGCAGGAAUCUGCAGGUUUGAUCAGUUCCCGGUCGUGUUCAUCUUUGACGGUCUGGAUGAGUGUCGACUUCCUCUGGACUUCCUCAACACUGAGAUCCUGACUGAUGUCACAGAGUCCACCUCAGUGGAUGUGCUGCUGACAAACCUCAUCAGGGGGAAGCUGCUUCCCUCUGCUCGCCUCUGGAUAACCACACGACCUGCAGCAGCCAAUCAGAUCCCUCCUGAGUGUGUGGACAUGGUGACAGAGGUCCGAGGGUUCACUGACCCACAGAAGGAGGAGUACUUCAGGAAGAGAUUCAGAGAUCAGGAGCAGGCCGGCACCAUCAUCUCCCACAUCAAGACCUCACGAAGCCUCCACAUCAUGUGCCACAUCCCAGUCUUCUGCUGGAUCUCUGCUUCAGUUCUGGAGGAGGUGUUGAAAACCAGAGAGGGAGGAGAGCUGCCCAAGACCCUGACUGAGAUGUACAUCCACUUCCUGGUGGUUCAGUCCAAAGUGAAGAACAUCAAGUAUGAUGGAAGAGCUGAUACAGAUCCACACUGGAGUCCAGAGAGCAGGAAGAUGAUGGAGGCUCUGGGGAAACUGGCUUUUGAGCAGCUGCAGAAAGGCAACCUGAUCUUCUAUGAGUCCGACCUGACAGACUGUGGCAUCGAUAUCAGAGCAGCCUCAGUGUACUCAGGAGUGUUCACACAGGUCUUUAGAGAGGAGAGAGGACUGUACCAGGACAAGGUGUUCUGCUUCGUCCAUCUGAGCGUUCAGGAGUUUCUGGCUGCUCUUCAUGUCCAUCUGACCUUCAUCACCUCUGGAGUCAACCUGCUGUCAGAAGAACCAACAACAUCCCAGCAGUCUAAAGCCUUCAGACCCAAACCUAAACUAACACAUCUCUACCAGAGUGCUGUGGACCAGGCCUUACAGAGUCCAAACGGACACCUGGACUUGUUCCUCCGGUUCCUCCUGGGUCUUUCACUGCAGACCAAUCAGAAACUCCUACGUGGUCUGCUGACACAGACAGGAAGUAGCUCAGAGACCAACAAGAAAACAGUCCAGUACAUCAAGAAGAAGAUGGAUGAGGAUCUGUCUCCAGAGAGAAGCAUCAACCUGUUCCACUGUCUGAAUGAACUGAAUGAUCGUUCUCUAGUGGAGCAGAUCCAACAGUCCCUGAGUUCAGGAAGUCUCUCCACAGAUAAUCUGUCUCCUGCUCAGUGGUCAGCUCUGGUCUUCAUCUUACUGUCAUCAGAAGAAGAUCUGGACGUGUUUGACCUGAAGAAAUACUCUGCUUCAGAGGAGGCUCUUCUGAGGCUGCUGCCAGUGGUCAAAGCCUCCAGGAACGCUCUACUGAGUGGCUGUAAGCUGUCAGAGAGAAGCUGUGAAGCUCUGUCCUCAGUCCUCAGCUCCCAGUCCUCUAGUCUGAGAGAGCUGGACCUGAGUAACAACGACCUGCAGGAUUCAGGAGUGAAGCUGCUGUCUGCUGGACUGGAGAGUCCACACUGUACUCUGGAGACUCUCAGACUGAGUGGCUGUAACCUGUCAGAGAGAAGCUGUGCAGCUCUGUCCUCAGUCCUCAGCUCCCAGUCCUCUAGUCUGAGAGAUCUGGACCUGAGUAACAACGACCUGCAGGAUUCAGGAGUGAAGCUGCUGUCUGCUGGACUGGAGAGUCCACACUGUACUCUGGAGACUCUCAGACUGAGUGGCUGUGACCUGUCAGAGAGAAGCUGUGAAGCUUUGUCCUCAGUCCCCAGCUCCCAAUCCUCUAGUCUGAGAGAGCUGGACCUGAGUAACAACGACCUGCAGGAUUCAGGAGUGAAGCUGCUGUCUGCUGGACUGGAGAGUCCACACUGUACUCUGGAGACUCUCAGACUGAGUGUCUGUAACCUGUCAGAGAGAAGCUGUGAAGCUCUGUCCUCAGUCCUCAGCUCCCAGUCCUCUAGUCUGAGAGAGCUGGACCUGAGUAACAACGACCUGCAGGAUUCAGGAGUGAAGCUACUGUCUGCUGGACUGGAGAGUCCACACUGUGAACUGAAGACUCUCAGGCUGUCAGGCUGUCUAGUCACAGUGGAAGGCUGUGUUUAUCUUGCUCUGAGAUCCAACCCCUCCCACCUGAGAGAGCUGGACCUGAGCUACAAUCAUCCAGGAGACUCAGGAGAGAAGGUGCUGUCUGCUGGACUGGAGGAUCCACUCUGGAGACUGGAAACGCUCAGGAUGGAGCCUGCUGGAGUCCGAUGGCUGAGACCCGGUCUGAGGAAGUAUUCCUGUGAACUCUCACUCGACACAAACACAGCUCACAGGAACCUCAAACUGUCUGAGGACAACAGGAAGGUGACAGGUGUGGAGGAGAAGCAGCCAUAUCCUGAUCAUCCAGAGAGGUUUGAUUACUAUCCUCAGCUGAUGUGCAGAGAAGCUCUGACUGGUCGCUGUUACUGGGAGGUCAAGUGGAGAGGAGAGGUUGAUAUAUCAGUGACUUACAGAGGAAUCAGCAGGAAAGGAAACAGACAGGACAGUGUGUUUGGAUAUAAUGAUCAGUCCUGGAGUCUGUACUGUUCUGGUGAUGGUUACGAUGUCAUUAACAAUAAGACAGUAACACACACCUCCUCCUCUUCUUCCUCCUCCUCCUCCUCUGGUAGAGUAGCAGUGUAUCUGGAUCAUCCUGCUGGCUCUCUCUCCUUCUACAGAGUCUCCUCUGACACACUGAUCCACACCUUCAGAACCACAUUCACUGAACCUCUCUAUGCUGGCUUUGCAGUUUGUUCUGGAUCAGUGUCUCUGUGUCCUCUGUAGGAGGAAGAGUCUCCUCCUCUUCCAGAAACUUCCUCCCUGCUGCCCAGAUAGUUCAGUCUGUUCAGGAUCACAGCUGAUGUUAGUUAGUACCACCCUCACUGUAAUAGAGGAGGAAGAGGAGGCUGAGGGAAGAGCAAAGGAUGCAAAACAUAUACUGUAUCUCUAUAUUGUGCAGUAAACAUAUAUUUCCCUUCAAUACUUUGCUCUACAUACAGUAAUUACCAAAAAUGCAGAAUGCACAGCGUCAACCUUUGAAAGCUAUAUCGAAAAACACGAGUUGAACAUUUUAAUAAAACAUUUUUAAAUGUAGACAUAUUAGAAACAGAAUAGAAGCAUUUUUAUUCACUCUAUGAUUUUCGAACAUCUUCAUUAUUGUAUAACCUGCUGAUCCAUAACAGUAACACUGAAACCAACUGAGUUUUCUUUUUAAUAAAUUGUGUUUGUUUGUUAAUGAAUAUAAUUCACAAAGCUCCUUCUCCCCAUUGAGAACAACGUUUCUCUGCUCUGAGUAAAUAGUACCUGAACAUCUGCUUUGUUUCUGAGUCUGUAAAUCAGUGGAUCAAAAUGUACAAAUCUUUGAUGAUCAUUUAAAAAAAAAGUUUCACUGUUUGUACAAAUACAGCAAAAAUGUUAAAUAAAUAAAACUGUAAUACAAGAUAUUAAAAUGUAAAGUGAUUUUAUAUUUUUCAUUAAAGGUCUGCCUGUA